Molecule: messenger RNA, 960 nt
Organism: Syzygium oleosum
Lineage: Eukaryota; Viridiplantae; Streptophyta; Magnoliopsida; Myrtales; Myrtaceae
Product: putative F-box protein At1g67450
Exons: 2
Coding region: 1-960 (319 amino acids)
Molecular function (GO): protein binding
Source: RefSeq, a predicted model, not a curated record
AUGGCCAUGGAUGAACUUCCACUAGCCAUCCUCUCCAACAUCCUCUCCAGAGUCCCGGGCGAGUCGCUGCUGCGACACCGACGCGUCUGCAAGCGCUGGCGAGAAGCCAUCGAUGAUCCCUACUUCCGCAACUCAUUGCACUGCUCCAAAGAACGAGUGGUUCUAUACCAAGAGUUUGACAAGGAGGAGAUCCAUCUCCUGAAGAUACACGAGGAAGCGGCGACGCGGAUGAUCGAGAUAGAAAUCCUGAGACUGUCGAGAGCACCCGAUCUUUCACCAGACAUGUCUGUUUAUGGGUUGGGGUUCGAUGGCUCUACCAACACGUACAAGAUGGUACAAAUCGAUGCAAUUGGCUUUGAUGAGAAGACUCGCAACAGCGCGAUGGGGGCUCGAAUCUACGAUUUCGACAAGCGAUCGUGGAGGGCCUGCAAAGCCCCGCCGCCACUUUCUCCCGGCACCGGUCCUUAUUGUGAAUUCGUCUUUGCUUCUGGAGCUUUGAACUGGUUUCUUUCGUCGGAUGGCCUGUUGGCGAGGGCGGUGCUCUCUUUCGACCUUACCAAGGAGGAAUUCAGCUUGAUCCCGAUCCCGGACGUCUUCUUCGAAGACGGCGGCGGCCGCGACUUCCUUUUGUGGACGCAAAUGUGCGAGCUGGGGGGAUCGCUGGCGCUGGUCCAUAGUCCGACCGAGACGCACACCGACGUGUGGGUGCUCAGGGACCCCACGAGGAGAGAGUGGACGAGGAAAUACAGGAUCCAGCCUCCGUUCCCCGCCGUCGGCUCCGACGUGGUGGGCGCAUACAGCGGCGACAAGCUGAUCCUCCUCUCUCCCUCGUGGAGAGACCUGUAUCUGUACGAUGUGAACGAGGGUAGAUUCACGAGGUGUUGGACUGAGGCUGAUCGUUUUGACACGAUUUGCCGGUGGGAGACCCUAAGCCUUGUUUCUCUCGAAGCGACGGAGUGA